Molecule: messenger RNA, 1017 nt
Organism: Colletotrichum phormii
Lineage: Eukaryota; Fungi; Ascomycota; Sordariomycetes; Glomerellales; Glomerellaceae
Exons: 2
Coding region: 222-521 (99 amino acids)
Source: RefSeq, a predicted model, not a curated record
GACGCCAAUGCGUGCCCCAUCGAGUAUGGCAGCGCAGAGGUUCAUUAGUGGAGCUAUCCAUAACUCAGUCGUAUAAGGUUCACCAUCCAUCAAAGAUCAAUCCCGUAUAAAGGGCAACAGACCGUACCGUGCUUUCAUGGCUUGCUCAGCUCUACACCCACUCAAGUCUCAACUCCAUUCUCAUCCCAAUAAUAGUCUCUAUCACAACUAUCAUCGCCAAAAUGAAGUUCCAAGUCCUUCCUUUCGUUGCCCUCCUUGCAGCUCAAGCCUACGCGGCGUGUGGCCCUGACGAGAUCGAGCUUUUCGACCUUCAGGUUACCACUGGCACAAGCCAAUGUUCCACCUUUGGCUGUUUCACAUCUUGCACUUUCCCCGACGGCAGCGGUUCAUGCAACGGCUGCACUCUAUCGGUCUCUAACGAUCAUAUCCGCCCUCUUGGUGGUAGCUACUGCUGCAAAAGACCUCUUACAGGCCAGGCCGAAACAUGUGUCACUGGUUGCCCCGCAGGAUCAAGCAGUUAAUAGGUCACUACGUGCGAUUGGGUUACAACUUAUGGCUUCGUAGACUCGGCAAAAUGACCAGACGACUAGGUUGAAUUCCUGUGUGAUUGAUCGAGACCGAAGACUUUCUUGAAGUUGGCGGAAGAGUACAACAUCUGCUUCGGAGUAAAGGGGGGAUAUAGCAUUGAUUUAUAGCGAAACGUUCACCGGGAUACCGAUAUACCAAGAUAGUCCAAGUCAAUCAGUCCGAACGCAUAUGACAAGUACUCCACAGUAUGUAAAUUUUCUGGAAGAACUGCAUUCAGUAACGUUGCUUCGUUGGUCGCUGUUUCCUUUCAAAUUACUUAAUUGCUGGCCGAUACACAACCCGAAUCAUGCUGUGGUUUUGGUGUUUGGUAUCUUGACCUGCCAAAGACAACCUGAGGUACGAGGAAACAGACCCCGGAAGCAGUGUCAGCGAUGGCGGAUAAAGACAGAUGUCAGAAAGCUUCAAAAGGAUCUAAUUCGGCCGUCUCGG